Messenger RNA from Anopheles coluzzii, 7919 nucleotides. RefSeq names its product carcinine transporter. The record is from RefSeq and is a predicted model, not a curated record. The transcript is spliced from 6 exons. Gene Ontology annotation, cellular component: membrane. Gene Ontology annotation, molecular function: transmembrane transporter activity. Gene Ontology annotation, biological process: transmembrane transport. The coding region runs from base 2111 to 4174 and encodes 687 amino acids. Lineage: Eukaryota; Metazoa; Arthropoda; Insecta; Diptera; Culicidae.
AUUCAAGGGUCGUACACACACUCACACACGCUUUUGAACACGAAGGGUGGAAUAAAUUUCUCAUAACGUGCCAACGGGCAAUCGGUCAUUCAUGGAAUUCGCCGUUUCGUGCAUUCUUGACAGAUCAAUGGCAGUACGCUUUGAAUGAAUUACUCGGUUGCCAUGGAGAUGCACAGAACCUAGAUAAGCAAGUGGCGCGCGCGCAGCCAACCGUUCCGAGAUUUUGAAGAUCAAGGCAACACAGACCAGUUUACCAUAUCUCCCACAUGCACGGGAACGGUUUACGAGCAAGCGAGUGAAUCAAAUUGUUUUCAAAUGCAGCAAAUUAUUCAAUUCUGACGCUGGCCCCCUUCCGAUUAACUGCGCAAACACCUUCACCAUCAGCGCGUCGCGUGUCCCACGUGUGCUGUGUACGGGCACGCGCGCACCGUAAGAUUUUCCCGCGCAAAGCCCUGCCACAGCUUCCCAGCGCCGUUCGAUCGAUCGAGCCCUUGACUUAUUACCAUGCUGCUGCUGCUGCUGCUGCUGCUGCUGCUGCUGCCGGUUGCCCGUUGCUGUUGUUGUUGAGCGGAAGGGGCAACUUGCAGAGAGUCGCACAGCCCAACCAGGCCCAGGCAGGCGGUUGCGUUGCGCCGGGCUCAUCGACUGCACCUCAGCGCUCGGCUACAGUAACGUUGCUCCACUGGUGCGAAACAGAUCAGCAAUCGCCGUCGGCUGGAGCUGCUCGUUCUAGACGACCGAGCCCUGGUGGACCUUUUUUCCGAUUCUCCUGCCUGGCCUGCCUGUCGCGCGUUCGGGAAGUUUGUUUUGUUGUUGUUGCUCUUUCUUUAUAAACCCCGAUGUGUUAUGAUUGUUAUAAUUGGAUUUGCGCGUCGAGUUUCCGAUUACGCCCCGCGAGCUUCUUCGCCCGAAGCUAGGCCCAGCACACCCGUCUCUCUACACUGCUGUCUGUGCUGGCUGUGCUGGUCGCAACCGAAGCGAGUCACCGCGAGUCGGGCAGUUGGCUGCAGUUGCUCUCCAAUGCGCACACGGUGCGCCACCGUACGCGAAAACAGUGCCCGUUGCGGAUGGAGCUUAGCCUCAGUCGCUGGCAAGGAGGCGAACGAGUACAAUCGAGCACAUCAUAACGAACACGGAUCGAUCCGCUGUGUGUCGGUCAUGUCUGGAAAGUGAAAAAAUACACCGUGCCGCUUGUGUAGUGUCUUCGCGUGCGCGUGGUCUGGUCGUCAUUAAAAAUGUGAAUAAAACCAAACACCGUGUACGUCCGAUCCAAUCACCACGCGUCGUCGAUCCGGUAGGCUUUCGGAAAGUCCCCACCACAACCACCAACAACAAUCCGAGGGUCUAGCCCUAGAAGGUGGCGUUGUUUGCUCAUCUAAACGGCUCGAAACGGGCCACUUGCAUAAUUGGCUCGUCCGUCCGUCCGUACGGGUGGGAAAGUUCGUAGAACGCGCUUACGCAUAGGCCGGUUCCGUUGUACGCGCGUCUGUGUGUUUGUGUUUUUGUGGUGGGAUUUUGAUAUAUAUCUACAUACACGUACCUGAUGAAUGUGCCCCGAAGAAUGAAUGAAAGUGAGCACGUGCCACGCUAAACAGGCUGUGCGCGAAUCGCGCUUCCGAUCAAAAAGUUCCGCACAGCCUUUUGGUAGUGUUUUUUCCGGCCCUGUGAAAAGUGUGUGUGUGUGUGUGUGUGGAGGAGCGAGUGUUCGAUUACUUUCGCCAAACAUAGCACAAACCUUUUUUUGCCCCUACCCCUCAGUCGCCCUCCAAUGUGUGGGUGUUCUCUUUGCACUAAUUAAAUAAUCAGCCGCGGUAGUCGCGCCGAGCAAGGCAAACAGUCGCGUGUGUCCGUGCUUUGAAGUAGGCUACGCCGAAGUGUUUUGCCCGUAGUUGUUGGUGGUGUCUUGUGUCUUGUUGCCCCCCCUGCAGAACAGCGCAAGAGCACACAGGAGGCGUCGCUUUUGGGAAGGGUAGAUCGGUGUAGCAGGAAACGAAGGUGUAAAACCGCGCCAAACCACGCACCAAGCGUUGCGCGUGUAGCAGUAUUAGUGGUGGCGUAGUGUAGCACCUAACUACUACUCGAAAAAAAAAAAAAACACACCGGAAGCUUGAUGGGGCGUGCAGAACGGGCAACCAUGAAUGGAAGAAGGAGUAGCAGCAAUACGACAAAACCACCCUUAGAACCACAGAUGGAGGUGAAGGAGGAGGACGAGGCGGAGGAUGGUGGCGAGGAGCCGGAGAUACUGGAGAGCGAGAAGAUGCUGGCUGAGGAACCGUUCGAUUUGGAUGAGCUACUGCCGGUGAUUGGCGAGUUUGGACGGUAUCAGAAGCUGCUACUCUGGCUAAUAUGUCUCCCAGCCUGCAUACCCUGCGGGUUCUGUGCCUUCAAUCAACUGUUCAUGACGGAUGUGCCGGAGGAGUACUGGUGCCGGGUGCCGGAGCUCGCCAACUUCACCGCCGAGGAGCGCAAGCUCUACUCCAUACCGCUGGUGGAGCAUGACGGGGUGGAAAGUUACAGCAAAUGCUCCCGCUACGCAGUGGACUGGAAGGAGAUACUGAACUACAGUGACGCGAGCGGGGAACCGCUCGCACCGAACAGCUCCUGGCCGACGGAACCGUGCCGGGAGGGAUGGGAAUACAACACCACCGUGGUGCAGUCGUCGAUCGUGAUCGAUUUUAAUCUCGUGUGCGAUUACGACAUCUAUCCAACGCUUGGGCUCGUCGCACUCAACACCGGCGGUCCGGUCGGCGUGUACCUGUUCGGGCUGCUGAACGAUCGACUCGGCCGCCGGAUAUCGUACUUCUCCUGUCUGGCCACGCUGCUCGUCGGCAGCUUUAUUACCGCCGCUAGCAGCAGCUUCUGGAUGUGGGCCUUCAGCCGGGUGAUCGUGGGCCUUACCAUACCGGCCGUCUAUCAGAUCCCGUUCAUCAUUGCGCUCGAGCUGGUGGGGCCCAACUACCGCUCGUUCGUCACCGUGAUGACCUGUACGUUCUACACGUUCGGCAUUAUGAUGCUGGCGGGCGUUACCUAUCUGAUACGGGAUUGGGUCCUGCUGACGCUUUACACUUCCGUGCCGUUUCUGCUCUACUUUCUGUAUCUGCUGGUAAUGCCUGAAUCGCCCCGGUGGUUGCUGAUGAAGGGUAAGCUGGAGCAGGCGCUACUGAUACUGGAGAAGAUGGCACGUGUCAAUGGGAAGCAGUUGCCGGAUAGCUUCCGGAAGCGAUUGCAGCAGCGCGUGCUGGCGGAGAAAAGCCGUACGACCAAACGGACGGAAGCCACGAUCGGUGCGUUUGAUCUGUGCAAAACGCCCAACAUGAGACUGAAGACGAUACUGAUUACGCUGAACUGGUUCGCCAAUGAGACGGUAUAUCUCGGGUUGAGCUAUUACGGGCCGUCGCUUGGGGAGAAUCAGUAUCUCAGCUUCUUUCUGUCCUCGCUGGUGGAGAUACCGAGCUACAUCAUCUGCUGGAUCAUCAUGGAUCGGUGGGGUCGUCGGUGGCCAAUGUGUUUACUGAUGAUACUGAGUGGAAUUAGCUGUAUAGUGACUGUCGUAUUGACGGAGGAUGCCGUAACGGAGACUCUCAUCCUGUAUCUACUCUCAAAGUCGAUGAUAUCGGCCUCCUUCCUGAUCAUUUACCCAUUCGCUGGGGAACUUUACCCGACGCAGGUGCGAGGUGUUGGCAUUGGGACGUCCAGCUACAUCGGAGGAUUGGGUCUUAUCGUCAUCCCAUUCAUUACAUACUUGGGCAAAGAGAACCUCCGCCUACCGCUCGUCAUAAUGGGCUGCGUGUCCGUGCUCGGUGGCUUCACCGGCCUCCGCCUCCCGGAAACCCUGCACCACCGACUCCCGCAAACGCUCGAGGAGGGCGAACUGUUCGGCCAGGACUGGACGUUCGACGAGUGUUUCCGCUGCAUACCGAGCAAAAAGUCCCCGACCAGCUCGUACGAGAACCUGUCGCACGAUCCGUCCGACGCGGCGCUCGAGCUGAACGCGGGCGUCCCCAUCAAUGCGGGCCCCUUAGCGACUGGGUCCGGUUCCUGCUCGACCGAGCGGACACCGCUCGAGCUCGCCCGGAUAAGGCGCCAGUCGAUGAAGCGACUCGUACGGCAGGCCAGCACGAUGGACACGCAAAAGACGAAGGACGGUGCUAUGCAGCUGACCUAUUGGUUUUAAGGAGGGCUCGCCCCGGGGCUGGUGAGAAGUUUGCGAAGGUUUGUGAUAUAUAUAGCGAGAACGUUUCGUUGCAUGUGAGUACAGCAGGUUUAGAACAAAAUGACACAGACACCGUGGAUGUAUUUUUUUGUAUUAACAAUAAAGAAAUACGUAUAUGUAUAUUUUCGAGAUUUUCUCAUUCAUGGGAUUUGUAUGUGUGUAUGUCUCGGUUGAGUGUGCCUGCUGCCCCUGUUUCACUGUCACUGUUUGCCUUUUUUCCUCUGCCUUUUUCUCUGCGCUGUUCUACUCUCUUCUGUAAGAUGUGCUCUGGCAAUGGGUUCUCUUUUUUAUUUGUUUUGUUUGUCUAGUUUAUUUCAUAUAACAUACGAUCUCCUCUCUUUUGUUGGUGUGUGUAUGUGUGGAUGAUAUAAGUUUAUAUAGUUUAUGGUUUUUGUUUGUAACACGUUUACUUACUGGCUGACGAUACUGGGUUUUGUGUUUUACUCUUUAGCUGAGUGUGUGUGUGGUUGUUGCCCUUUCUGCGGUGCACUGGGGUCCAGGCUUAUACAUUUAUAUAUUGGGUAAGUAGUGGUGAUGAUCGCCGGCCUAUUUUCUGUCCCUUCCUUUCGUAUGGGUUGUUCAUACACACGCACACAAACACGUCUCUGUGGUUUACUCUUAUAAAUCGGACAGUAUAACAUUGAGUAUAUUUCGCAAAUAUAGUGUAUUCGUUUCAGUAUCUGUAGUCCUUUCCACACGUUUUCUCCCCUUUUGUUCUCUUUUCCUGUUUUCUCUUCUUCUUUUUGCACAGCUUUCCUUGUUUUUUGUUUGUUUUUUCUUCUUCUAUUUAAUAUUUAAAUAGUAUAUCAUUUGUAAAAGUAAAACUUACUUGCUAGUGUCCUUAAAAGGUAUAUCGUUUGUUCUCUUAUCUUUUUCUCUCUUUUUAUUCCUCUUUCCUCUUUCUCUGUUUUUCCCCGACAGUCCAUAAAGAAAGUUUUCUUCUGUUUUCUAGUAUAAUAUCGUGCUGCUUCCUGUUUUUUUUAACAUCACUUUUUCUCUUUUUUGCCUGUUCGCCUUACGCUACUUGGUUACUGGUUUAGUGAAAAAAAAAAACACAGACACACAUGCAUGCAUGAUUUCGUUUGUCAGCUCAUUUGCUUCGCUUCUCUUAUCUCAGCUUCAGAAGGACACACACACACACACACACACACACUCACACACACACUCAGACACACAUACCACGUGUUGGCAUAAUGGUUUUUUUGUUCUGCACCGUCUUCGGUAAUGCAGUUUUUUCACUAUCUUUUGGAGGAUAUGUUUCGAAAUCGUUUCUCCAGUUUCUCGUCCCUUGGCUAACAACUAAUAGGAUGAUAUUUUGAACGUGUCGAUUCCACAAUCAAAUCGAAACUGUGGCUCACACAAAUACACACAUACAGACCUACACAUUUACACAUCAAACCGGGCGAUCUCCUAAUAUGCGCAAGUUUGUACUAGUAAAACAAAUCGGGAAGGACGACGAAACCACAAUUAAUCUAGCUAAUAAGUUACUAAUAAGCAACACAGGGCGCAAGCGUGCGUGCUGUUUGAGGAGGGGGCAAAUGGGGGCGGACGGUGAGGAAACAACAACGGGGUGCAACAACGAUGGACACAUUGAUACGUGCGAAUUUCCACUGCUCUUAAUGCUAAAAUGCCUUACGAACGAACGUCUUGUAGCAAAUUGUAACUGAACGAGAAAAAUGCGUGAUGGUGGGAGUUCUAUGGCUAUUCAAACGCGAAUAAUAGUAUUUUUGUUCUGCCUUUUUCUGCUUCUGUUUAUCGCUGUAUUAUCAUCUCUUUCAACUAGUAUUUGAUGCUUCUAUAUAUUUAAUCUUUUUUUGUCUUGUUGUUGUUGUUGUGUUUCUAGAUAGAAUAUUUAUGAGGACGGAAGUUAAAUGGUUCAUUUAUGUAUAUUUAUAUUUAUUUCAUAUACUCUUUCUCUCGUAUUCUCUCUUUUAUAUUGUUAGUGGUACAUUCAGUGGUUUUGUUGUCCCCUAUGCCUGUGAAUAAGUGUGUUUGUUGCAAAAUUGAAGAAAAAAUCGCUCGUAUAAAAUGGUUUUUGCGCAUCAUUUAAAAUAUCAGCAAAUACACAUUACGUACUGACAAUAUUUAUAUAUCCAUCUAAAUACAGUGAGGUAAUACAGCAAAGGCGACUAACAUUGUGUUAUCGAAUGAUAAAGGCUGUCGUGAGAGAUGAAAUUUGGAAAGCUUACGUGCCUGGGGCUGUGUUUUUAUGCUUGGUAGAUUUACCUUUUUUGUUUCCCCAUAUUUAUUAUGUCUCUAUUCAUUGAGGAAAAACAAAGAUUUAACUCAAUGAUCUGCAAAAAAGAAGCUUUCGUUCGUCCAAUAGGUAGCUGUGUACUAUCAAUUAUAUCACAAAAUGGUGCCAAAAAAUGUGGUCAAAAACGUAAGGGUACGCGCGAGAUUUGUACGCGGCCACUGUAAUGCCGCCGCCUUUUAAAAGGACACCUCAUAGCUUUUCUUACUAAAACGUAUUAACAUCCAAAGGUACACUAAAAUGUAUGUAUAUUCCACAUUCGCUUGUUUUUUUUUUGUUGGUUUGUUUGUUUUUGAUCCAUCCAUUCCAAAAAAGUCAGCAGCUUUCGUUGGCUUAAGAGCGAAGAAUUUGAUUCUGCUCCUAAGAAUGUAUAUCUACGCGUAACACACACACUACACGGUUCAUCACGGUCAUUGUAUAUUAUCCACUAAGCAGAAAAUUUGGUUCCCUUUUGUUGUGUUUUACUUUUUUUCAUUCUCUUGUCUUAGUUGUGGUUGCGUUGUUGUAUUUUCCGCUCUUCAUCGCAUAAUUUUUACCUUUUCCUAAUUCAUUCCGAAAGUCUUGUUUGCCGAUGUGUUGUACAAUCGUGUUUAAUACGGUGUGCUUCUAGUUACAGCUACAGUUUACAGGGUAUAGGUUAACUUCAAGGCAUUCGUUUUUUUAUGUCUUUUUUCUUCAUUUUGUUGUUUGCUGUGUGCUUUGCGUCGAAUAAUAUCAGGAGGCUUCAGGUAUUUUGUUUGUGUCAUUUUUUCGCUUAUAUUCUUAUGUUCUCUGUUUGCUAUAUGCGUCUGUAAGGUAUGUGCGAUGUGGAGGAUUCUAUUUCUUUAAUUAAUUUCCUUCAUUCUUUUCGAUUCGAUUUUCCGUUUAUCUUCCGUUCCUGCGAGGCAGGGCAGAACAAUAAAAUGGCACUUUCAGGUAUCUGUUUAAUUCGAUUUGUUCGUUUCUGUACGUGUCUUGGUUGCCCCGUUGUACCUAUCAAAUGCAUCAGUGAAAAGUAAUGAAAAGAUGGCUUUAAUGUUUACAAGAAGUUAAAGGCAAACAUUUGUUCGAAAUUGGUAAGGCGCUACUAGCCGGACACUUGAAUAAUGGUGAGUCUUUGUGGGCAUGUCAAUGUUAGGCACGUGUGAAAUGGGUUACGGUGUUCUUUUUUAAAGAUGCCUCCGAUCUGAUCUGAUACGAAGUGCUUCGAAGAGUACGAGAUGAAUUGAACGUUAAAUUGAACGGUUCACACUUGAAUGAAAGGCGACUUAAGGGAGGGACAAAUUAAAAGAGGCUUGUAGCUUCACAGGUUUUUUUUUUUUUAAUAAUAGUUCACGCUUACAAUCGCUAUCGUAUCGUAGUGUUGGUAAAAACUAAAACCUUAAACAUAAAACCACUUUGCUAACAAACAAAAAACAUAUGUACAGAAGCAUUCUUAAGCUCGAGCUCGAUAUAAUUAAACUACUAAACAAA